ACUAAUUCAGGUUUUAAUACUAAUUCAGGUUUUAAUACUAAUUCAGGUUUUAAUACUAAUUCAGGUUUUAAUACUAAUUCAGGUUUUAAUACUAAUUCAGGUUUCAAUACUAAUUCAGGUUUUAAUACUAAUUCAGGUUUCAAUACUAAUUCAGGUUUCAAUACUAAUUCAGGUUUUAAUGCUAAUUCAGGUUUUAAUACUAAUUCAGGUUUUAAUACUAAUUCAGGUUUUAAUACUAAUUCAGGUUUUAAUACUAAUUCAGGUUUUAAAACUAAUUCAGGUUUUAAUACUAAUUCAGGUUUCAAUACUAAUUCAGGUUUUAAUACUAAUUCAGGUUUCAAUACUAAUUCAGGUUUUAAGACUAAUUCAGGUUUCAAUACUAAUUCAGGUUUUAAUACUAAUUCAGGUUUUAAUACUAAUUCAGGUUUUAAUACUAAUUCAGGAUUCAAUACUAAUUCAGGUUUUAAUACUAAUUCAGGUUUCAAUACUAAUUCAGGUUUUAAGACUAAUUCAGGUUUCAAUACUAAUUCAGGUUUCAAUACUAAUUCAGGUUUUAAGACUAAUUCAGGUUUCAAUACUAAUUCAGGUUUUAAUACUAAUUCAGGUUUCAAUACUAAUUCAGGUUUCAAUACUAAUUCAGGUUUUAAUACUAAUUCAGGUUUUAAUACUAAUUCAGGUUUUAAUACUAAUUCAGGUUUUAAGACUAAUUCUGUCUACAUUAAUGAUAAAUUGUUGGUAUUUCUGUUUCUCUCCAUUGAUAUUAAGAAAGUAGUUUUUAUGACUUAG
Lottia gigantea (owl limpet) is the source of this 786-nucleotide messenger RNA. RefSeq lists its product as hypothetical. The transcript has a single exon. The record is from RefSeq and is a predicted model, not a curated record. NCBI's taxonomy places the organism in Eukaryota, Metazoa, Mollusca, Gastropoda, Lottiidae. Gene Ontology annotation, cellular component: cytoplasm; cornified envelope. The annotation marks the transcript as partial.